GCCUCAGCGCGGCUCGCACCAUGCGGCGGGCGGCCGCCUGCCUCCGGGCGCUCUGCCUCUUGCUCCACCUCCGCGCCGCAGGCUGCCUUUCUGGAGACAGUGAUCACUUGUUGACAAUGCAUCAGCGGAAGAGUGGAAAGCCUGUGUUCAUUUAUCACCAUGUGCAGAGCCUGGAGAGAAGCCUGGAUACAGACACUUACAAGAACUCCAAACAAAACUUCCACUUCUCUUCCCACACCAAGAUAAGCAAGUUGCACCCUGCUAUAGUUGUUAAGUCAGCCUUCCCUAGACCUGCAUAUGACCCAUCCCUCAAUCUGUUAGCCAUGACUGGUCAAGAUCUGGAAGUGGAAAAUCUUCCCAUUCCUGCAACAAAUGUGAUUGUUGUGAGCCUUCAGAUGGAUGUGGAGAAGCUGAACAUCACUCUGCUGCGGGCGUUCCGCAAGGGGGUGGCAGCAGCGCUGGGACUCUUACCUCAGCAGGUUCACAUCAACAGACUCAUUGGGAAGAAGAACUGUGUGGAGCUGUUUGUGUCCCCCCUGAACCCCAAGGCAGGAAUUUCUGAGGCUCUGCCAUCUGAGGAAGUGCUGCGCUCCCUCAACAUCAACGUUUUGCAUCAGAGUUUAUCCCAGUUUGGAAUAACAGAAGUCUCCCCUGAGAAAAAUGUUUUGCAAGGCCAGCGUGAAGCAGACAAGCUCUGGAGCAAGGAAGGCUUUUACGCCGUGGUCAUAUUUCUCAGCAUCUUUGUCAUCCUGGUCACUUGCUUGAUGGUUCUGUACAGAUUAAAGGAGAAGAUCCAGUUGUCACUGAGACAAGAGAAGGAAAAGAAGCAGGAGAUCCACCUCUCACCCCUUCCCCUGCAGACAUCUCAGUCUAAGACUACCAACAGCAUGGUCCAGCCUGAACAGGCUCCAAAGGUUGUCAGUGUUGUGGUGGACCCUCAAGGGCAGUGUGUUCCUGAGCACAAACCUCCCCUGUGUGCCAGUCCGUCUCCAUUCAGGAUGAAACCUGUGGGGCUCCAGGAAAGACGAGGGUCCAAUGUCUCCCUGACCUUGGACAUGAGCAGCCUGGGGAGCGUGGAGCCGUUCGUCGCUGUGCCGACCCCGCGGGAGAAGGUAGCUAUGGAGUACCUGCAGUCCGCCGGCCGCCUCCUGACGCGCCAGCAGCUGCGGGAGGCGGUGGCGUGUUCUCACCUGCUUCAGACAGAGUUCAUGGAAAUACCAAUGAAUUUUGUGGACCCCAAAGAAAUCGACAUCCCCAGCCAUGGAACUAAAAACCGCUACAAAACCAUCCUGCCGAAUCCUCUAAGCAGAGUGUAUUUGAAACCCAAAAAUCCAUCUGACUCCCUGAGUACCUACAUAAAUGCUAACUACAUUAGGGGGUAUGGAGGGAAAGAGAAGGCUUUCAUUGCAACUCAGGGACCCAUGAUUAACACAGUGAAUGAUUUCUGGCAGAUGGUUUGGCAAGAAGACAGCCCUGUCAUUGUUAUGAUCACAAAGCUGAAAGAAAAAAAUGAGAAAUGUGUGCUUUACUGGCCAGAAAAGAGAGGCAUCUAUGGGAAGGUGGAAGUCCUGGUUAACAGCGUGCAGGAGUGUGAGAACUACACCGUCCGCCAGCUCACGAUAAAGCAAGGGAGCCAGUCCCAGAGUGUGAAACACUACUGGUACACAUCCUGGCCAGACCACAAAACCCCUGACAGCGCUCAGCCCCUGCUGCAGCUGAUGCUGGAUGUAGAAGAGGACAGGGUGGGAUCCCCAGGCAGAGGGCCUGUCGUUGUGCACUGCAGUGCUGGUAUAGGAAGGACUGGAUGUUUUAUUGCCACAGCCAUUGGUUGCCAGCAGCUGAAGGAAGAGGGAGUCGUAGAUGCGCUGAGCAUCGUCUGCCAGCUCCGAGUGGAUCGGGGUGGAAUGGUCCAGACCAGUGAACAGUAUGAGUUUGUGCACCACGCACUGAGUCUGUAUGAGAGCAGGCUUUCUGCAGAAGCUGUCCAGUGAAGCCAAGGAGGGGAUAACCCCAAAGGUCAAUCCCCUGAGGUAAUUUGGUUCAUUACCUACCAGCAGCUUCUUCAAGGAGUUUUCCUGCCGUGGGCAGAGCGCCUGUGAGGCCAACUGCUGAAAGGAUUACGGACGGGUGGGCAAAAAAGUCUAGAGCUUGCUGGACCCCUGCUGUACAUGAAUGUAUUGUGACCCUCCCAACCAUGAGUGCUGAAGAGGGCACUGUCCUGAAGCUCCACGUGGGGAUGCUGACCUGUUCCUCUCAAGGUGGGUUUCCCCUGCAAUGCUGACGGCUGCCCUGUGGGAUGCGUGUGAAGUGCUCCUGCCACAGCCAGCUGGAGGGACCUUGGAUCUUCAGCAGAAGAGAUGUUUAUCAAGUGUAUAAAUGCUUUAACUGUCUUGUGAAUGGACUGUCAACUGUACUGUACAAGUGCUAUUACUGAUUAUGUGGUGAGCUUUUGUUUCUUGGCCACAUAAGAAUAUUCCUGCUGCUAACAGACA
This is a messenger RNA of Dryobates pubescens (Downy woodpecker), 2492 nucleotides long. It is a transcript of the gene PTPRR, whose product is annotated as protein tyrosine phosphatase receptor type R. The record is from RefSeq and is a predicted model, not a curated record. Gene Ontology annotation, biological process: protein dephosphorylation. Bases 21 to 1991 code for a protein of 656 amino acids. Lineage: Eukaryota; Metazoa; Chordata; Aves; Piciformes; Picidae. Gene Ontology annotation, molecular function: protein tyrosine phosphatase activity. The transcript is spliced from 14 exons.